Molecule: messenger RNA, 1410 nt
Organism: Exophiala viscosa
Lineage: Eukaryota; Fungi; Ascomycota; Eurotiomycetes; Chaetothyriales; Herpotrichiellaceae
Product: Gly-Xaa carboxypeptidase
Exons: 6
Coding region: 1-1410 (469 amino acids)
Cellular component (GO): fungal-type vacuole lumen
Molecular function (GO): carboxypeptidase activity
Source: RefSeq, a predicted model, not a curated record
AUGGUAUUGAAUCGCUGGUACUAUCAAAUUCCGGUAAUGCAACCUCGAAAGCGGCAAGACAUCACCCGCCAAAAUGUGGAAACGCUGUUCAUAUCUAAGGACUUUCAAGAUACUCUCGCCCAUCGCCUGGGCGGGGCUGUCCAGAUUCCAGCAAUAGCUUACGACGAUAUGGGACUCGUUGGGAAGGAUCCUCGCUGGGAGGUGUUUUACCAGUUCUCGGAUUAUCUCACAAAGACAUUUCCCCGAAUAUACGAGGCACUUAGGGUGGAAACAGUCAGUACGCACGGGCUGCUAUACACCUGGCAGGGGUCCGCGCAGGAUCUGAAGCCGCUUUUAUUCAUGGCUCAUUCUGAUGUCGUUCCUGCUGGCGAGUCAACUUCCCUACAGUGGACUUAUCCUCCUUUUUCGGGUCACUAUGAUGGAGAGUACAUCUGGGGAAGGGGCUCCGAGGACGACAAAUCCAACCUUAUCGCUAUGCUGACCGCGAUCGAAUCUCUGCUUGGAUGCGAAUUCAAGCCAUGUCGGACGCUCAUUUUGUCGAUUGGGUUCGAUGAAGAGGGUGGGGCCGAUAGAAGUUAUGGCGCUCGGUGUCUCGCAGACACCCUCCUGAAAAGAUAUGGCAACGAUGGUAUUGAACUGAUUUUCGACGAGGGCAUAGCUGGGAUUGAGAGGCGGUUUGGGACAGACUUUGCCUUGCCCGCGACUGCGGAGAAGGGUUAUGUUGACGUUGACGUCAAACUUGAUGUUCCUGGAGGGCAUUCUUCAACACCACCCGAUCAUACUGCAAUUGGCUUUCAGGCACAGAUCAUCAACCUGAUCGAAGACCACCCUUUCACUUCUCAGUUGAUCCGGCAGAAUCCUACCUUGACGUUCUUUCGACAGGCAGCCGUCCUGUCGAAGAGUAUGCCACAGGAGCUGCGAGACGCCAUAUUGGGGAAGAAGUCGUCGGAAAAAUUUCUUGAAUAUAUGGACAGGGAUCGCGAAAGGCGUGCCAUGGUCAGGACAUCCACAGCCAUUACCAUGGCUCAAAGCGGCGACAAAGUGAACUCGCUACCGGAGACUGCUACUUUUGUCAUCAAUCAUCGGAUUGCGCUUCAUGAGUCCGCACAGGCAGUGAAAGACUACUACAUUGCAUUGCUUCGUCCGUGGGCGAAGAAGUGGCACUUCAACUUUGAUGCCUUCGGCGUGAUGGAGAGAAAUCGAGAAGACUCUCAGACUCGAUCCAAUGACAACAACGACUGUGGCGACCUUACACUUACCGCUCAAUAUGAGCUCGAACCGUCACCUAUUUCAGAUACCGAGGACCCGAGGUUCAGCUGGCUUGCUGGAGUUAUCAAAGGCGUAUUUGGCGAAGAUGUCGUUGUUGCGCCGGAGCUACUGACUGGUGUGUACAUUGAACCACUUCAUUGA